CGCGGUGAUCCCGAGGGGCGGCACCUCCACACGAGUCCCGGCUGGGCGACUUCGACUCCGUGGGACUACUGCUUUUACUUUCGCUUCAGCCUCGGGCGGAUUUUGCCUGUGUUUCCUCCACGAGAGGAAGGCUUGGCUUCCCAGCAGGGCCGGAGUGAGGAAAGGAUGGCUGCAGACGGCCUCUCCAGCAAGGCUUUGAAGGUGAAGCGGGAGCUGGGGGAGAACACUCCACUGCUGUCAGAUGAGGAGCUGAUGGGGCUGUCAGUGCGAGAACUCAAUCACCACCUGCGGGGCCUCUCCAAGGAGGAGGUGGCAAGGCUGAAGCAGCGCCGUCGGACGCUGAAGAACCGGGGUUAUGCUGCCAGUUGCCGGGUGAAGCGCGUCUGCCAGAAGGAAGAGCUGCAGAAGCAGAAGAUGGAGCUGGAGUGGGAGGUGGACAAGCUGGCCCGGGAGAAUGCUGCCAUGCGCCUGGAGCUCGACACCCUCCGUGGCAAGUACGAGGCCCUGCAGGGCUUCGCCCGCACCGUGGCCACUCACGGCCCCCCCGCCAAGGUGGCUACCGCCAGCGUCAUCACCAUUGUCAAGUCUGGCACCAACCAGGCUACCUACUCCUAGUGGUGGCCUCCAUCCCCCGGCUGGAGACGGUCCUCCCCGGGGUGUCUUCCCCAUGAAUUGCCUCCCAGCCCUUCCCCAACCUCUUCCCUGUGAGCACCUGUGCCCAAAAUCCUCUUUCUCCCAUCCCUUGACCUCCAGUUUCCCCAGAUAGGGAGGGCUGCUGCUAUGUGGGUGCUAGGGUGGAGGACAGGACUUAACUGGUGGUCCCCAUAGCCCCCUACCCUCUCGGGUGUGCAGACAGGAGAGAGCAAACCCACAAAGGCAGCAGUGGGAACCAUCCAAGCUGGUAGGAAAAUGCCAGGUGCCUCUUUUUUGUGAGAAGGUAUGGGAGACCUAAAUGUGGGCCAGGCAGUCCCAGGAGCAUGUGCCAGAGAGAGAAGAGGAGAGGUUUUGCAGUGGAGGGGAAGAAGGCAUGACAGAAGGGUAUCAGCGUUGAGCAGACAACCUGGACCACAGCUGGAGCAGGGUGGGGAGGUGGCAGCAUGUCUGAAGUCUCCGAGGAUGCAGAUGGCAAGGGAAGGUUAGCAGGUCAGAGGGGGAGAUAAAGUGGCUGCAUGUUAAUGCCUGGUAAGGGUGAAUGGAAUGGGAAAACACUGUGGCAGCAUGUGGUGCUGGGGGACCCCAGAGGUGACAGUGAUUGGGCAGGGGGAAGCUGGGAGACAUGAGUGGGUCAGCCCAGGCUGUUCUCCGCAAAGGGGAGAAGCAGUGCUGUUUUAUCUUUCUCUAACAUGCACAUCCUUCGCGCCUCUUCCUGCUGACGGGACACUCAGCCUGGCUGGGUGUCUGAAGCUCGGCAGCACCGGCAGGAAGGAAGCAGAGGCAGCUGGAGCAGAGAUAAACACUGUUUUGCUCAGUACAGGCCAACUUGUAUGGCCCCGCCAAGCCCUCCCUGCUGCCCCACCGCCUACAAAGCCUAUGGAAAGGUGCUCCCGGCCCUCAGAGUCAGAGAUGUGGAGGCAGAGAGAGGGGUGGAGGUGCAGGAGGUGGGAAGUAGGGGCAGAGAGCAUCUCUGCUCCUGGGUUUUCCUCCAGUUUGGACACCAGUGUGGGACAACUGCCAUUUGAGCAGGCUAAAAGGCUGGAGAAGAGCUGGGUUUGCUAAAUACAGGCAGCACAGGGGAGGGAGCAGGAGGCAGGUCUAUCUGCUGCUGUAGAUGAUUCCCCUGCCCCUCCAUUCUGCCCCUGCCUCGGUAUUGCUACGCCAGCCACCCUCAGCUGCAGCUCCAUUUUUCCCUGUAGAGGUGCCUGCCACUCCUGGAUGGGCCACUGUGGUUGGCAUCCCCCACCCCAACUCCUCUUGGGUUUAUUUAUUGCACGAACAUAAGUUAUUUUCACGUCCUCUUUGCCAUUCCGCCUCUCGGCACAGCCAGGAUGUUGGUACAGAGCCAUACUUUAUAUUUUAUAUAUGCAAAUCACAUUUUAUCUUAUAUAGAGCAAAAAAAAAAAAAACUUAUUUAUUUUCUGACUUACAAUAUGUGUCCUACCUGACUCCUCUGUAUUUUGUAGACUUUACAAAUAAAGGAAGUUCUUUUUUUUUUUUUUUCCACA
Molecule: messenger RNA, 2162 nt
Organism: Hirundo rustica (Barn swallow)
Lineage: Eukaryota; Metazoa; Chordata; Aves; Passeriformes; Hirundinidae
Gene: MAFF
Product: MAF bZIP transcription factor F
Exons: 3
Coding region: 166-615 (149 amino acids)
Biological process (GO): regulation of epidermal cell differentiation; regulation of transcription by RNA polymerase II
Cellular component (GO): nucleus
Molecular function (GO): DNA-binding transcription factor activity, RNA polymerase II-specific; RNA polymerase II cis-regulatory region sequence-specific DNA binding
Source: RefSeq, a predicted model, not a curated record